AUGCCGGGGGGUGGAGCGCCAGCGGCGAACGGUGCUGGCGACAUGGGCCCUGUGCCUGGCCAUGGCGCGCACAUUGUUCACGGCGGACAUGGUGGGCAUGGAGGACACGGAAACUCGAGGAGACGGCCGCCGCCGCCUUCCUAUGUUCCGCAGUAUCAUCAGCAACACCAUCAGCAACACCAACACAUCCCGCCCAUGUACCCCAACUACAUGAACCCCUAUGCAGGCGGCCAGCAAUUCUACCAGCAGCUGCCGCCCCAGUACCAGAAUGGGGGCAUGCCCACUGCCUACAUGCAGCACUACCAGCAGCCAUACAUACGCUCGCCUCCGGCUAUGCAGCAAUUUGUCCCCAUGGCUGGCGUCAGUGUCCCUCAGCCUUACCCUCGGCAGCACCAGCAGUCUCCUGCUCUCGCGACUCCCUACCAGCCUCCUCCCAUGCCCUCUGCCAUUGCGCCACACACGCCCACUUCGACACACUCGUCCCAUAUCAUGGCAGAGCCGUCUGCCGUCUCUUCCGCGUCACCUGCGACAUCCCAGAUCGAACAGGGGCACGCGCUCGCCCCUGCCCAGGAGGAGCUGGUCCAGCCAGAAACGGCCGCGCCUGCCCCUCCUGUGCGACAGCCCACUCCGGAGCCCCCUCAGCCUAAGGAGCCUUUCCGAGCACCGCUUCCAUGGCUUUCUCAGCCCGAUCUCGAUUUCCCCAAACGCACGCGCGUCAAGCGGCGCAAGCGAGCGCCUCUAGUCUCGGCCGACAAGGGAGUCACACUCCCUAGCGAUGUCAAUGGUCCCCUGAGCGAGUCAGCCGACCACGCCUCUACAGAUGCCGCCGUCACGGACGAGUCGCAGGUAUCAGCUGGCACGGCAUCCACAGUCUCGGCGGUCUCGACUCCUGCGACUCCUCAUGCCAAUGCUGCAUCGACGUCUCAUGAUAACCCAACGGAGAUCUCGACCCAGAACAAGAGGCCCGUCACAAGCGGUUCCGGAGCCUCCACCUCGCAGAGCCCCGCCCCUUCAUCGUCACGCCCCAUCGUACCCGUUGUUCCGGCCAUCCCCAAAGGCAGCCCGAAGACUACCAAGACAAGCGCCGAAGCGUCCUCCGAGGUUGCCAAAGCACCUGUUGCCCAGGACGCGCCGAGCGAGAUACCUUCCGUCGGUGUCCCGUCCCAGGAGAAAGCCCAACAGCCGAGUGAGGAGGCUCCCAAGUCUACCCCACGCGCACCACCGUCAAGCUGGAGUGCCCUGUUCGCAAAAAAUGCUGCUGCCGCAGCAGCUGCCAAGAACCGGAACGCUCAGAACGGCUCAGCCGGUCAAGGGACCAACGGUACUUCUCCUGACGAUGCGGACAGGCCAUUCGACUCUACCUUCCCUUCUGACAACAGCGUGAACACAAUUGCUGCGGCGCUGAGAGCAUACCGUGUUCGCAACCCCGAGAAAGUCAAGUACGUUGAGCCAAGGGGCUUGGUCAAUAUCGGGAACAUGUGUUACAUGAAUUCUGUCCUUCAAGUUCUUCUUUUCUGCGUGCCUUUUUACGACUUCCUGGACCAAAUUAGCGAGAAGGUCCCUUUGAGUUUCAAGAGCCAAACACCCAUCCUGGACGCAAUGAUCUUGUUCAUGAGGGAAUUCCAAGUGAUCAACUCUGGCGACUCGGCAGCCAAGCUUCGAAAGCUCCUGAAGAACGAGGAGCUCGAACAGUACGGAACUUCAUUCACUCCCGAAUUUAUUUACCAGGCCAUUGAGCCUGACAAGCGUUUUGAAAAUAUGAGGCGUGGUCAUCAGCAGGAUGCCGAGGAGUUCUUUGGUCUUCUUCUGCAGUCUCUUGAUGAUGAGUGCGCCAAGGUGAUGGGCGUCGCUUCUGGCAACGCCCCUCAUCCUGCGCCGGCAUCGGCGAACGCAGACGCAACCGCAGACGGCUGGCUUGAAGUUGGCGCCAAGCAGCGUGCCGCUGUGACACGUUCGUCCGGGGCCAGCUCGUCGACCCCUAUUACCCAGAUCUUCGGCGGCUUGUUGCGAUCCGAGUUGCGCGUCACUGGCAAGCAGGACUCGAUCACGACAGAACCGUACCAGGCUCUACAGCUUGACAUUGGAGCAAACGAUGUCAGGAACGUUGUAGAUGCUCUGAAGAGGCUGACGGCGCAUGAGAAGCUCGAGGGCUCUGGAUUCAACUCCCCACACGGAAAGAACGCAACUGUUGUCAAGCAGACGCUGAUCGACACACUGCCCCCAGUGCUCAUCCUGCACCUAAAGCGCUUCCAUUUCGAUGCUGAGGGCGGCACCACAAAGAUCUGGAAGAAGGUCGGCUAUCCCCUCGAGCUCGAGAUUCCCGUGCAGGCUCUCGCCAGGCAGUGGCGGGCCAGUAACAAGGGAGGUGAGGGGCCCAAGUACAAGCUCAUCGCUGUCGUGUACCAUCACGGCAAACAUGCCAACGGAGGUCAUUAUACUGCAGAUGUAAGACGUCAGGACGAGCAUGAGUGGAUUCGCUUGGACGACACUGUCAUUCGACGAGUCAGGAGCGAGGACGUGGCCGAGGUUGGUGAGGAGGAGGCUGCAAAGGCGACGACGCAGGGCUCAGGUUCUCGCGACGUCUCGGCGAACAGGUUUGGCGCCAUGAACGAUGACGAUGCUGGUGAUCGUGGCGAGUGGACAUCGGUGGACAAGACCAACGGAAACAAGAACCGCUGGAGUGCCGUCGCCAACGGCGCUGCCUCGCAGUCUCGUGGCAAGCAGGUCAAGGAGAGUGUGAAGGAUAACAAGGUGGCAUACCUACUCUUCUACCAGCGUGUCUAG
Messenger RNA from Verticillium dahliae VdLs.17, 2784 nucleotides. RefSeq names its product ubiquitin carboxyl-terminal hydrolase. Gene Ontology annotation, molecular function: cysteine-type endopeptidase activity; cysteine-type deubiquitinase activity. The record is from RefSeq and is a predicted model, not a curated record. The coding region runs from base 1 to 2784 and encodes 927 amino acids. The transcript has 5 exons. Gene Ontology annotation, cellular component: nucleus; cytosol. NCBI's taxonomy places the organism in Eukaryota, Fungi, Ascomycota, Sordariomycetes, Glomerellales, Plectosphaerellaceae. Gene Ontology annotation, biological process: protein deubiquitination.